CUCGCUUAAAAGCUGCAGUAGCAGUUUGAAAGCAAAAAAGUGUUCUCUGUAUGUUUCCUUGUACUUGUGGGAAAAGCAGCGAGUCAGAACUCAUAUCUUGAGCAGGAGCUACUGAUCUCAGCAGGGAUGCUGCUGCUGCUGCUGCUGCAUAAGGAUGGCAUGCUGUCCACCUGCCAGGGGAUUUAUGACAGCACAGCAGCAGCAGUGGAUAAGUGCAUGGAACAGGACGGAUUAGCUUGUGGGGAAAAGCCUUUAAGCAGCAGAGCAGCAGGAGCACAGCAGGCACUUUCAGAAGCACAGGAUCAUUUGGACGUCGGCUGUUCUUUCAAGAUGUGAUGCUUACUGCAAACUUACCAUGAGAAUCCUGCCUCUCAAAUGGCUAAGGAUCAGGAUCUUGAGGAGGAACACGCUGCUCUUCCUUCUCUUCUGGCUCUCCUUAUGGAUUCUCAUCAACACUUUCCUGUUUGUACACAAGAGCUUCUUCUCCGAUCGAUGCACUGACGAGGAAAGUCAAAAGAUUCUAGCCAGACUGUGUUAUGACUACACAGAUGGAGCUGUUGCGGGGAACCUUUGCGAAGACAUUUGUGUAACCCGCAAACUGGUGUAUAAGCAUUGCCUUUAUUACCAUAAAGGAAAGAAGGUCAUGCAAGCUGAAUGGCAAGGCAGCUCGAUAAUCCUAAAAUCAAAAAAUUACGCCCUAUCAAAAUCAGAAAGUCAUGCCUUUCUGGAUGAAUCAGAAAUUCAGACACUCUCUGAUACAGAACUUCUUGUUAUGGUGGCUGUGGAAGUUAAAAAUGUCCUGGGUUUGGAUUUACCAAAUAAUACCAUGAUGCCAGUCUGGAAUGAAAAGAGAAAAAGCCUCCACUGGAAAGCUGAGCUGACCAGCAUGUGGUCCUUGUUUGAGCAAGAAGAAUAUCUACUGUUCAACUUGCUACAAGACUUUAGCAAACACGUCUUGCAGGUCAUUGGCACCUGCGGCCAAUUCUACGCUGUGGAAUUUCUUACUGCUGGACAUUCGUGGAAGCAAAACCUGUUUUCUUUAGAGGAAGUUGUUGGUCAGUGUAACAGCGGGCAAAAACGAAUGAGGGCACUCCUAGAAAUUGCAGUCAGUUUCCUAGAUAUGGUCCAUCAAUUUGAAAAUGAAUUCUCUCACCGGCUGCACCUCUGUGAUAUCAAACCGGAAAACUUUGCAAUCAGAAGUGAUCUAACUGUGGUCGCUAUUGAUAUGGACAUGGCAUUCUUUGAACCUAAAAUGCGUAAUAUCCUGGAGCAAAACUGCACAUCUAAUCAAGACUGUAACUUUUUUGACUGCUUUUCAACAUGCGACUUAAAGACUUACAAAUGCGGGGCAGAAAGAGAGAACAACAAUCUACAAGUUAUCUGUGACAAGAUAUUUCGCCAUUGGUUCACAAGAAGCAUUAUGGGAUCUACCAAUUCUUUUCCACUCCAAGCAGAGCUCCAUAAGGCUGUUCAGCAAUGUGCGCGAUCCACAAACAAAGAAACUCCUUACUCUGAGUUAUAUAGUUUGCUUAGAGCUAGCCAACAACAGCUUCAAACGAGGAGUACAUAACCUCCGCAGGACUAUCACUGCUCUUUUUAUUUCUCCUUUUUUCAUUCUUCACUCUUGGCAAAAUGCUCUAAAAUAUUGUAUGGUAAACAGUCUUUAUUGGUCUUUAUAAUGGGCCAAUCCUGUUCUAUUUGUAAACAAAUAAAAGGUCGGGUUUUAUGUAUUUUCAGCAGAUGGGGAGACUUGUCAGAAAACCAAUAAUAAUGAGAUUCAAGCUGACAAAAUAUGUUUUCAUAAUAUCUGUAACCAGUUAAUAUAAGUGGAGAGCAUUGUUUGACCAAAAAUUGAGCCUAAAAGGGAAAUGUGGACUUCAAAUAUCUGGAAAGCUUAGCAAUACUGUCUAUUUCAGUUGCUGUGAAAAAUCAAUCGUUUGCUGGAAAUAGAAGUCUUGUAAUAUAAUGUUGGCGGCAAACAACACGCUAUUUAAUUUUUUAUAACUCCUGUUUUGUGUUAGCCUGGAAAAUCAGGAAAUCAAAGCAAAUAUAAAGAACAAUGUUUUUUUUUCCUUGUGCUUGGACACAUUUUAGCCAUUUGGAUCUAAUGCUGCUUACACCCUUUAACCACAUUUAGCAAUCCAAACAGUGUUUAGUGGCACAGUACUGUUAAUGCAAAUGUUAUAUUGCUUGGUUACAACCAAGAAUGUGUAUAUUUAAAAAAUCGUGUUUAUACAGAAUUACAUUAAAAUAAGCAGGAUUUAAAAAUAGCACACAUUACCCUACAUUAUAUCACCUAUUAUAUUUUUGUAUGUGCCCUUGCUAUAUCCAUCAUCUCCUUAGGUCCUGUAUAUUGAAGUGAUGUAAUGUGCCUUAUAAUAAAGUAUAAUGUGCCUUGGAAUUGUAAACUGAAAUGGUCCGCAGAGAAACAUAUUCUUUCUGGGCACUAUGUGUGAGAAUAUGUACUUUGCGGUGCUGACACUUGUUGCACUAUCCUGCAAUAUCUCAUUGAACUUCAAUUAAUAUAGGAUAGCGGUAUGCAAAGUGCUAAAACAACAAAAAGCAGGCUUAAACAAAUAGCAAUUAUAUUAACAAAAUGAUUCCCUGGCUUCAUUUUAAAGUGUCCUGGGGAUUACUGAUUACAUAAAACAGAAACUUGAGAUAUUACCUUUUAAAAACACACCUGGUAAUAAGUUCAUUGUUCUGAUCAGUGCACUAAGCAAUAAACUGGGGUCACUUAAAGGAACAGUAACACCAAAAAAAAUUACAUAAUAUAUAGAAAAAAAUAUACUUGCGAGGGGACA
Xenopus laevis (African clawed frog) is the source of this 2804-nucleotide messenger RNA. RefSeq names its product divergent protein kinase domain 1C S homeolog (gene dipk1c.S). The coding region runs from base 356 to 1570 and encodes 404 amino acids. The record is from RefSeq and is a predicted model, not a curated record. Gene Ontology annotation, cellular component: endoplasmic reticulum membrane. Lineage: Eukaryota; Metazoa; Chordata; Amphibia; Anura; Pipidae. The transcript is spliced from 4 exons.